Pantherophis guttatus is the source of this 7176-nucleotide messenger RNA. NCBI's taxonomy places the organism in Eukaryota, Metazoa, Chordata, Lepidosauria, Squamata, Colubridae. The record is from RefSeq and is a predicted model, not a curated record.
GAAUGGGGGAGUGUCCUUUGGCAACAGCAGAUGAUCAAGCAGUGAGCUUGAGUGUAUGAUUCACAACCGCAUGCACCAGCAUGCUGCAUGCAGAGCAAGUGCAGCUCCAUCUGUCUUCAAUCUGGACCAAUCUGCUCUGGCACUUUGAGGACUCUGGCUGCCUUGGGUGAAGAAUCCCUUUGCCUUGUCAUCUGACUACACAGCAGAGAGCGACUGGCCUUCAAAAGCUGCCUGGUACUAGAAUAGCUUGCUUAGCAGCUGUGAUCUCCUGAAGCAAGCAAGCAUGGAUUGAGUGAGUGUUGAAAAAUACCCUCUGUUCCCAGGAACAGCCAGCUUUGCUUUAAGCUAACUUGUCAUGACUGAAAAGCAGCACCUUCUGGCUUCAGCUUCCUCACCUCAUGGAAUUGGGGGCUCACAAGCAGCUUCUCCAGAGAUGAUUUCAUCAAAAGAGUUACCACUUAUUAGAAAGGGGUCCUGAAGAUACAGAAGUGCCAAGCCAUAUAGGGUUUUAUAAAUCAAAAUGUUCAUAUUCUGUGGAGAAAUGACAGAAAAUCUUAGUUAGACUAGGAAGUGAUUUUGGCCAAGACAGUGAGUUAGAAGUAAUCCCCUCCAUAUUCAGAUCAUCACACAACUGCUCCAAGAUAAACAAAGAUCUAAUGUAUGACUACCUGCAAGGGUCGAGGCCAAAGAUUGCUUGGGACAAGAUCAUUGUCAGCAUGUAGACCUUGAAAUUCAUGGCCUUGCCAACUGCGGUAGGAAGCACUAAGACUGAAGUCACCCAAUGCCCAAUACCAAAAUACAUGUGGAUUCCAACAUUAAACCAGAUCAAGGAAGAGAACAAGUUGUAGUUCUAUAUAUAUGGAGCAGGAGGCUAUGGAACUUUGCUGUAACAGCUGUGUUUUUAGUUUGGAUAUUGUAACAAGAUUGAAAGGAGGAAUAAAAAAGUGCUUUAAAUAAUCGGAAUAGAAAAAGUUCUAAAAUAAGAUCUUAGAGGGGAAAAAAGGCCAGCUUCUCAAGUGGUUAUGCCUCAUUUCUUGGAUUGGUUUGUGCCAAUGUAUUUGAUGAUCUCAAUUCUCAUAUUGGUGGGCUUUGGAGCUUGUAUAUACUAUUUUGAGCCAGGACUUCAGGAAGCCCACAAGUGGAGAACCCAAAGACCACUCAUGGAGCGAGACCUCCGGAAAACAUUGAUGAUACGAGACAAUCUAGCAUUUGGAGUGCCUGAAGUUUAGUAUUCUGCUCCUCAAGACAUAUAAACUUUUGGUUUGUUCAGGACAAUUUCUUGCUACUCAUUAUGUGGUCAGUUCAUAACUUCAUUCUUUGCGAUGUGGCUAGUUUAUCUAAAACACACCUUUUAAAUAAUGUCACUUUGAAGCUUCUGGUUUUAACUUUUAAUAAUUAAGCUCUGUACAUUAUACCAUCAUUUGAAAUUUUUGGAUCCUCUGUAAAAUGUUAAUCUGCUGGAAAUUGUUACACUUAAAGAGGAACUAGAUGGUUAUGUUUUACUCCAAGGGCAACCAGUAUAGAUUCUGGAUGCUUUGAAAACACUUCUGACAUUAUGCCAUUUUUAAAAAUCACUUGGGUACAGUAAAAAAAAACCAUCCUAAUUUAUUACAUACUUUUUCACUUCCAGCACUGAGCUCAGAUAUGCUGAAGGACAUAUUCUGUGCAGGUUAAGGAUGGAGAAAAAAUAACCUACGUUCAUUAUUUAGAAUGGGAUCUUACACCCUUCCUUAUUCCUAGAAUUUUGAAAUGCUGCAGUUUUCCAGUCCUCUGCUGCUAUGUCUGUUGAAGUUGACAAGACUUUUAAAACUCAAAUGCCCCAUCUAGCACUAUUCUUUCUAUAUGUACAAUUGAUCUUAACACUAUAAAAUGUAGAAGUGCACAGUCUACCUAUGUACAUCUUAUAUAAGAGCUUCUGAACUACAGACCAUGAUUGCAUAAUUCCAGUGCAAUUGUCUAGAGCUACAUUGUAUAUGAUAUAGGUUAGUAAUCAUGUAGAAUGUUUGCACAUUGUCCACAUUUUCUUUAAAGCUGGUGUAUAAUUCUUUAUAGCUGGUGUAAACAUAACUACAUGCACAAAAAGAUUAUUAAUAAUCUCUGUUUCUAUGAAAAUUACACAAUAACAACCUCUAGAGCCCUAUGUUAUUAUAAAUAUCCUGUUUUUGCUGAAUUGCAUUAAGGCAUCACUGAUUGCAGUUUUAUUCCCUUGAUGGCAUAAUAUCUCAAGCUGAGCUAACUUAAUACACUGGUUCCAUUUAUUAUAUCUUGGGGGCAGGAGCGGAAUAGUAUGCUGUAAUCACCAGCUCUUCUUGUACACAUUCCAUGCUAGGAACAUGUGCCUUUCUUUCUUCAAUGUGCUCGCAGGUACACAUUCCAAGUUAAGAAUGUACAAACAUUGUUAUAGUAUAUGUAUACAGUGGUACCUUGGUACUUAAUGCUUUAAAACUUAUCAAAUCUGGUACUCAGUGCAUUUUGAUGUGAAAAUUUUGUCCUGGUACUCAUCAUUUGUUUGGUACUUAACAUACAAGCUAGAACUUGUCAGUGUCAGCUGCUUUGUGACUCAUUACAUUAUUCCUUAUGGGAAAAAAUGGUUUGGUACGCAUCGUUUUUGGCACUCAUUGCAUCUCACCGAACCAAUUAAGGAUGUGUACUGAGGUACCACUGUACUCUACUUCACAAUUCCUUGAAUAUUGGACAUCUUUCUGUACAUUACAUGCUACAUUGGAAUUAGUGUUGUAGCAUAAGGAUCUUUUUCUACAUCUGUAAUUUCCUCUCACAUCUACCUCACCUACACUUCAUUACAUUUGACAGCUUCCAUUGUCUAAUGCAGUGCCAUAGACCCUAACAACAAUAUAGCACAGAAGGACUUUGACUAGUUCGCUAUGAGUUGUCAUGGGUUCAUAGCCGGUCAUUCCUCUCACUUGAAAACAGCUGACCAAUUUUUCAGCAGUAACUGAAUUUAAGUAUAGUACAUUACAAUUUGUGAUACUAUAUGUAAGUUAUGGUAGAUAUCUGAAGAUACCAUUAAUAUUAUUAAAGAGCAGUGUUGCUUUUGUACAGAAGGGAACUUGUCUCAAAGCCCUUUUGCUGUGUCAAUGUGAAUAUUGUUCCAGGCAUCAUUCCUGAAAGUAACAUUUGCAUGGGACUUCUUUAGUUCCAAUAUACAUAACAGGUAAGAAAAUUUCCACUUCUGAAAAUAGCUAAUACAGCAAAAUGGAUUCCUGGCUUGGAAUCAUCUGCUGGAAUCAUCAUUUUAAGUAUUCAAAGUGUCUUAAAUUUUCCAAAAUGUUAAGUGUUUCCAGUUCAGAGAUUCUUGCACAUGCAAUGAAAGGGCCAAAUUUUACGUUACAAUUGCAACUUUUUGAUGCUAUCAAAGGGUGGCAAAUUGCCAUCUAUUUUACAGUAGAUGUAAAAAUAGUAGGGUGGGGAAGGGGCAAGGAAGUAUGCAUUUUUCCAAGCUCAGUAAGUGCAGCAUCCUGAGCCAGAAAGGGUGUAAGUAAACAAGCUUGCUUCUGCAUUUAUAUCACCUGAUCUAUUUUUAUAAGGAGACAAUGAAGCAGCAACACCAUAAAGUUUCUAAAAUAAUAUCCUCCUCUUCCCAUCCUGUAUAUAAAUAGCCAUUCCUCUCUGUCUGUGACUUAUCCAUUAGCACUGCUGCUAGCUACAGCCAUAGUCUCUGAGUGAUACUUAAGAGACCUCUUUUCUGAGCCUUGAUUCUCUUUUGUGGCAACUAGACUACCAAUGCAAAUGAACAACCCCCAAGCAGAGCAAUGGGGUAGCAAUAAGUCAUUUAUUAACAAAUAUAAGACUUUGAAACAGUAUGCUUUCAUAGCCAAUGUACAGUUGCAAUAUGUGUGCAUAGGGGCAUUAUGGCAUUGAUUUGCACUAAACCUUUCUUCUGUUCCAGAUUUUUUCCUCAGGACUGUAUCACUUGUUAUAAAAAAUAGAAUGCAUUUGUAGCAUGUCCAAUAUCCAUCCUGAAUCAAUGUUGUGAGCAUGCUUUCACAUUGCAUUUGAGUGUAACAUUACCCAGAGGAUCAAAACAACCAUUAAGGAGUGAUUAAGCAAUUAUGUCAGUUUUCUGUAGGUGCUUUGAUCUCAGUCCAAAUAAUUAGUAUGGAUAUGUACUGUGAGUAAGCAAUGCUAUUUAUCCUACUUUCCAACUAAAAUGGGGGAUGAACCCAGCCAUUCAGAUCAGUAUGUCUAGUAAUCAUAAUUUUGACCCUGAUAGCUACAGAGGCUCAUCAAUUUUCUUGUAAUAUUUCCACCCGUUAAUGGCUCUUUAUUAUUCAAUAAUGAAUGAGAGAUUUAUUAACAUUUGAGAUCUCUAUUCUGUUUCUAUACUUUCUAUGGUAAGAGGAAAACUCCAUUUUCAAACAGGAAACAAGUAUAAAGUCUACAAUAUGUUUUCAAUUUCUCUUCUUUUAACUAUCAGGAAAAAAAUUAGACAAAAAUCCGAUAUAACUAAGCUAUGUCUUACAAUGGAAUUUUUAAUUACCUAUAAAAAGGAGCUCAUUAAUCCUGUUUUUCAAGAUUACUGAAAAUUAUUUUAGAAGAAGGAGAUUAGAACAUAGCUGGCCUUUCAUAUACUACUGAAUUCUCACAAUGCCUGCUCAUUUGACUGGGCCUGAUGAACAUCAAUUCCAACCUUGAGGGUCAGUGGCUGCAUUGUCUCAGGUCUUGGCUGCUUCUCCUGUUUUGUGCACCAAUUCUUAACUGUUUAACUGUUGCCAAGUUUUAUAUUGCCCAUAAGUGCCAGCUGCCUUGUAAACAUUUUGUGUGUACAGUAGUGGCCAAAAUUGUGGAAACCUUUUGGGGAAAGUGUAUUUUCUAAAACUAGCUAAUAACACCACUUUUUUUGAAGUAGUACCAUAAAAUUAUAUAUCAAUGGAGGAUAAUUUAAUCAAGAAUGUAAUGCAAUACCUUUUAUGAAGGAUUUGCUAUUAGAAUAGCAGUUACAGUAUAAAGAAGAAAAGUGAAACACGUAGAAAAAUGAGAUAUACAAAAAUUAUUACCAUAGAAAAAACGAGAUAUACAAAAAUUAUCACAUCAGUUAAUAUUUAGUUGGGUAACCUUUAGAAUGAAUUACAGCCUUACAAUGUCUUCCCAUGGAGUGAACCAAGUCUUUUAGUUUUGCAGCUGUUAUAAUGUGAAACCAAGAUUGAAUGAUUGCUUCUAUUAACUGGGUUUUAUUGUUGGGUCGCUUCUGACUAACAAGUUUCUUUAGUCGGCUCCAUAGAUUUUCAAUUGGAUUAAGGUCUGGGCUAUUCCCAGGCUAUUCCAGCAGUAGAAUAUGAUUAUCUCGAAACUCCAAAAAAAGAGAGGUGUUAUUAGCCAUCAAACCUCAAAAAUACACUUUUCCCAAAAGGUUUUCACAAUUUUGGCCACUACUGUACAAAUGAAAUAUUCCUAUCUUACACAAUAACUUCAUCUGCAAAUAUAACACCAGUGUUAGCUCUGAACUUGUAUAGCACACAUAAAUGGACAGCCAUAUGGUGCAUUUUUUGUGAGAAAAAACACAUUAUUAUUUAUGAUUAAAAUAAUACUUCUUUGAUCAUAAAACUCUUUGGCUGAUUUUUAAAAAGUCAUAUUUAAAACAUUCAUUAAUAAAUAAAUUAAAAUAUUGCUAUUUCAGAUUUUAAAAACCCAUAAAAAUCCUAAUUGCAUUUAACUAAGGACCAAACUAAAUAGAAAGCAUUAAGCAUUAAUUCUGAAUAAAUAGGAACAGGAGUACAUAUAUCUUUGUACAAAAUUAGGUCAAUUUAAGGUAUGUGGUACUUAUUUUUGGAUGCCAGAUCUGUUCUGCUUCUAUUUUUUUUUUUAUUAGCAAAGAAACAUUUUGCAAAGAAAAACAUAAAUGCCUCAAUCCCAGAAACAAUGUAUUUACUUGAAAAAAUGGGUAUUGGGAGGAUCAGGAGUUGAGUUUCUUUAAACUACUAGGAAUUUUUCAAAUAUUCAGCCUAAAACUAAAGUCUAAUCAGCAAGUAAUAUGUGCAUUGUUUUUCCUCAAUGAGUUUAAAUCUGCUACUUGACAGUGUAAUUUAAACAGCUCUGAAAUAUCAUAUUUUAUGUCCCCUAAAUUGAUUAAUAGUGAACAAUGCUGAUCUACUGUGGGGAGUGUGGAAUUGGAGGGAUCCUGGACUGAAUCCAGUUGUACUAACUUCUCAGAAUUGUUACGAAGGUGUUUCAUGCUCUGGACUGGAUAAUUUAUUGAUGAACUGCAUUGUGCUGAUGAUUCUCUGCCUUAGAGUUAUUAAAGUUAUGUUCAUGUUGUUAAGACUGAUGUUAAAUGAAUACAUCUGGAGAAAACUCUACAGCUGUGCCUGACAUGGGGUGGUUGGAGUUUUUCAUCAAGUAAACCUUGUACAGUUUUAACUUGUACAGAGAUCCAGAAGGGUAAAGCACAUGAUGCUUCUUCUCUGUCAUCAUUGUUUUCCUACUUGGAAGAGUACAGAGAUAUAGUACUAUACUGUUCACUGCCAAGGAGAAAGUGCUGAGGGCUGUAGAUUGUGGUGGUCAGAAUGAGGGUGCCUAUAGAACUGUGGACCUUAGAAUUUUGUCUGUGGAUCUAUCUGCUAAUCAGAUUUCUAAAUCACCACAGCCGUACAAAAUGGCCAAUGAUGCUACUCCUAACACUGUCAGACUAUUAAAUCCUAUAAUAUUGGUCCAGAUAUAGAAACAGCACAAAUAGCUAUCUUAAAACAAAGCUUCAAAAUUUGAUCCAGUUUUUCCCAUAACCUUGUCACUCUAAUAAUGGAUAAAUAUUAGCAAAUCUAUGAAAUAUUCCUUCUUACAGAAUAUCAUAUAUUAAGGGAACUCUGAAAUUUAGCAAUUGAGAGAUUGUUAGAUUGAAUGAAGCUUUUGAGAAUAUUUUGUAGGGGGACAGAGAAAACCGAAAGACCAUCUGACCAUCACUUCUACCAUGAUAGUCUGUGUACCAUUUUCUCCUUCUGUCGGAUGAUCUAGUACAGAACUGUGAAUUUAACUCAUUUGCUUCAGAAACUGAAAUAAAAUCUACAAUAGCACUUUCUAUAGUUUGCAAAGUAGAUAAUCAGUUUGACUUGUUUGCUGGUAUAAACUGUUUUGAUGAAACGUAUUGUAAUAUUAAUGGUUGUGCUUUAUAAUGGUAAUGCUUAUUUUGAACAGAAUUCUAAUAAACAAGUCAGAGUCAAUCAA